GAAGAAGAAAACGUUUUCACUUCCUGACCUCUUUGACCUAUUGAUGGUGUUGGCUAAUUUAGGGAGUCACUUGAUAAAAAAGGAAGACUUUCCAGAGAGUCACCAUCAGCUGGGCAUUCAAAGAGGAUUCCACCAUGAUGAACCAUCAGCUCUGCACCUCCUUCACUUGGCUGCUUCUCUGUCAACUCACUGCUACUGGAUCAGCAGUUACUGUCUAUGGAAAUGCAGGACAGAGUGUUACUCUUCCUUGCAAAUAUGAUGGCAAAUCCUACGGCUCUUUGUCCAUCUGUUGGGGCAAAGGCCUCCUGCCAUCACUAGGCUGUGGUGAUCAAAUAAUUCAGACAGAGGGCUCAACACUGACCACACAAAGUUCACCACAGUAUCGGCUGGACAACAGACACAGAAAUGUAGGGGAUGUUUCUUUAACGAUCAUGAAUGCAAGAGAGCAGGAUAGCGGUACCUAUGGUUGCAGGGUGGCUAUACCAGGAUGGUUCAAUGACGAGAAAACCCAUGUGGACCUCCGCAUACAAGCUGCUCCAACAACUACAACCAUAGCAACAACAGAAGCUCCAAUAACAACAGAAGCCCCAACAACACUUGUAGACACCACUACUUUGGAAACCAUUGUGUCAACAAUUCAAGAAUCUGCUGCAGAACUUCCUACCACUACUGCACAGGCUGUCACAACAGCAGAAGCUACACCAAGACCGACCAUUGCUGGGCCAGCAGUUACUGUCUAUGGAUAUGCAGGACAGAGUGUUACUCUUCCUUGCAAGUAUGAUGGCAAAUCCUACGGCCCUUUGUCCAUUUGUUGGGGCAAAGGCCUCCUGCCAUUACUAGGCUGUGGUGAUCAAAUAAUUCAGACAGAGGGCUCAACACUGACCACACAAAGUUCACCACAGUAUCGGCUGGUCAACAGACACAGAAAUGUGGGGGAUGUUUCUUUAACGAUCAUGAAUGCAAGAGAGCAGGAUAGCGGUACCUAUGGUUGCAGGGUGGCUAUACCAGGAUGGUUCAAUGACGAGAAAACCUAUGUGAACCUCCGCAUACAAGCUAAAUGAAACAUUAUGUUGUGAUGAUGUCAAUUCAUGCAAUAGAAUAAACCUGUUUUUACUGAACAGCAUUCAAAAAG
This is a messenger RNA of Alosa alosa (allis shad), 1132 nucleotides long. Its product is annotated as T-cell immunoglobulin and mucin domain-containing protein 4-like. The transcript is spliced from 5 exons. The record is from RefSeq and is a predicted model, not a curated record. The coding region runs from base 135 to 1061 and encodes 308 amino acids. Lineage: Eukaryota; Metazoa; Chordata; Actinopteri; Clupeiformes; Clupeidae.